AUGGCGGUCUCGUACGUGCUGUCUGGCCCCCUCUGCUUCCUUGCCGGCAUCCUCCCGCUGUCCUUCUCCCUUUCCUCCCGCCAACUGCGACUGGUCACUGCCCUUGGCACUGGGGUUCUGGUGGGCACCUCUAUGAUUGUGAUCAUACCCGAGGGAAUAGAAACGCUGUAUGAAGCAAGUGGGAGCAGUCACAGUCAUGCCGAGCGAUCAAUACGUGUCGCGACGCGAUCCUCAGUCCUCACGAAUCCAAUGCCUGGAGCGAUGGAGCACAACGUAUGGCGGCAAACUGCAACAGCCAUGCCAAAUGAUCUAGGAUUGGAUGGCGCUGGGUUGAACUGCAUGGUCAAGAGGCAGGACGACGGCCAAGAAAAUUCGGACCAUCUGGAAGAUUCGAAUGAGCAUGAGGCCAACGAGCACCACGACGAAGAAUACAACCCUCAUGCCUGGGUGGGCUUCUCUCUAAUCACGGGCUUCAUCCUGAUGUACCUGGUCGACACACUUCCCCGCCACGUCAGUGGCCCCUCUCAACCGCAACGGUUUCACAUCAGCUUGAACCAAUUCAGCCUGACUCGGUCUCGGACGUCUUCCGGUCCGGAGCCGCCAACAGACUCCAGCACGACACACCAUGGAUUGAGCGGACGUCCGUCGUCGACGACUGUAGGCCUGGUUAUCCAUGCUAUUGCCGACGGUAUAGCUCUCGGCGCGUCUUCUGCGACUACUAGCCGUCUGAGCUUCAUCAUCUUCUUCGCUCUGAUGAUCCAUAAGGCGCCAGCCGCUUUCGGCUUGACUUCUGUUCUACUAAAACAAGGGCUCAGCAAACGCGCCGCCAGAGCUCACCUGAUUGUGUUUUCUCUGGCGGCACCAGUUGGCGCUCUGCUUACGUGGGGCGCUGCGCAUAUUCUUGGCUACAGCUCGGCCGCACUUGGACGCAGUAUGAGUGCUGAGUUUGCGACUGGCGUUCUGUUGUUGUUCAGCGCCGGCACCUUUAUGUACGUGGCGAUGCAUACCAUGCAGGAAGGCUCACACAGCCGCGGGAGUGAGAAUGGUCAGAUCAAUGGCUACUCGUCUGUACCAAUGUCGGACAUGUCAGACAUGUACGCCUCGACAGCACCGACGGCAACCAAGACAGAUGCGGCGGGUCUUACAGACACGAUGGUUUGUGUUGCUGGCAUGCUUCUCCCGUUGCUGACGAAUGUUUUUGGGCAUGGACAUUGA
This is a messenger RNA of Saxophila tyrrhenica, 1215 nucleotides long. RefSeq lists its product as uncharacterized. The transcript has 2 exons. The coding region runs from base 1 to 1215 and encodes 404 amino acids. The record is from RefSeq and is a predicted model, not a curated record. Gene Ontology annotation, molecular function: metal ion transmembrane transporter activity. Gene Ontology annotation, biological process: transmembrane transport; zinc ion transport. Lineage: Eukaryota; Fungi; Ascomycota; Dothideomycetes; Mycosphaerellales; Extremaceae. Gene Ontology annotation, cellular component: membrane.